UACGUGAAAGUAACGUGAUUGGUCCUGCUGAUUUCUAAACAGAAACCAGACACACUACUGCAGACGUCUACAGCCCGUUGCUGCCAAACUUCAAUUUAAUAUAGACGCAGAAGAAAUCCAGGUCGUGUUUUAAAGAAUAUAGCCCACUUGCAAAUAAUGGGAAGUGGUCCUGUGGACUCCUGUACCGCUGUCAGCUGUGUGUUUGUCGCUCAGGCCCGUUAAAGGCUCGAGCCUGUUAGCAUUAGCCGCCUGCAGCUGUCGUGCGAGCGCACUCACAGAGGCAAAAUGAUGCACAGAGAACAAGCGAUGGAGUCAGCGCUCCGUCUAACAGCCUCCCCUCAUGAACAGCAUGUUUGGGAAGCGAGUAGCAGAACUGCAACCAAGAAAUGCUCAUGCCUGUCCGGUUGUGGACCGGUCCUUUCUGACGAGUGAUUUCGAAGUCAUCACGGUGUUUAGUGUAAAAGUCCGCUCAUGUCUGUUCCGUGAGUGGUGUUCAAGUCUCGCGCCUGCCCAGAACAGCUUUUACAUCCAUGAGUUUGAAUUCAGUUCUCAGCUGUAAUGUGAGCUCAUGCAUUAGGUAACGCUGUGAUCAGAUGGAAGCGUCCCUUCUAAUGAAUAUUGUGCAGAAACACUCAGGAUCUACUGAUGUACAUGUGUACUGUCCCCUACCAAUCAUAACUUCAAAUUUACACAUUUACCUCAUUUUUGUGACAUUGUUCAACUUUCAUUUUUAAACUGGAAGUACGAGAUGGCCCAAUAAAACAAAAAAUUAACAAUUUACUCCUUAUUAACAAACAUAAGUGUUAUCAUUGUUUUCAGUGAAGUGCAACCUCUACAUAUCUUUACAUCUAAACAAAAAUUGUUUAGGCGUUUCAUGGCCCUUUAAGUAUUUAACUUUGUUGUUUUUUUUCAACAACUGGCAUUGUGAUGGUAAUUUUUUAGGAUGUGAAUGGAUUCAUGGAUGCUAUCAACUGCAUAGAAGAGCUCAGGGUAUUCAGUGAUAGUAUUGAUAGGAUUGUGCCAACUCAUCCAACCGUAGUGUUUGUUCUAGUUGUGAGGUGUUGUUGUUGAAUCCACUGGAGAAUCUUAAGACCUACAUAAGUAAUCGUCCGCCACUGGUCAUUUUUAUGGUCAGCGUCAGUGCUGUGGCCAUUGCUUUCCUCACUAUUGGAUACUUUUUUAAGAUCAAGGAGAUCAAAUCACCUGAGAUGACCGAGGAUUGGAACACCUUCCUUCUCCGAUUCAACGAGAUUGACUUUUGCAUCUCGGAAAAUGAGACGCUGAAGCACAGCUUGAACGAGUCCACUACACCAGAGAGCACAGUAACCAGCAGCCAGGUGCGAUCCAGCACCCAGUCACCACCCCUCCUGGAGGACCCAGGGCCAAUCAACAUCUCUGUGGCCAUCACACUGACCCUGGAUCCAUUGAGGCCAUUUGGGGGAUAUUCACGUAAUAUUACCCACCUUUACGCCAGUGUGCUCGGGCAGCAAGUUGGCCUUGCUGGCAGAGAGGCCCAUGAAGAGAUGAAUAUCACCUUCACCCUGCCAGUAGCCUGGAACUCAGAUGACUGUAUUCUACACGGCCGUUGUGAGCAGAUGGUCUUUAGCACCUGUAUGACCAUCACAGCAGCCAGUAAUGUCUUCCCUGUCACAGUGCAGCCACCUCACUGUGUCCCAGAGACCUACAGCAAUGCCACAUCCUGGUACAAGAUUUUCACCACAGCGCGAGACUCGGACUCUAAGUACACACAGGAAUACAACCCAUUCUGGUGUUACAAAGGUGCCAUUGGGAAGGUGUAUCACGCACUGAAUCCCAAGCUCACUGUCAUCGUUCCAGAUGAUGAUCGCUCUCUCAUUAACCUGCACCUCAUGCACACCAGCUACUUCCUGUUUGUGAUGGUCAUCACAAUGUUCUGCUAUGCAGUCAUCAAGGGCAGGCCUGGCAAAGUUCGACAGAACAACCCAGAUUUCUGUCCAGAAAAGGUGGCCUUGUCAGCAGGAUAAAAGGGGGUCAAAGGUGAACAUCUGAACUGAAGCAUAUCAGAAAGGGAAGUUGUGAGAAACUACAUGUUGCCUAAACCCAGGAGAAGGGUGCAAAAAAAAAACAAAAAAAAACAAGCUCUGUGAAUGCAUUUCUCUGCAAUGUUGGGUCACUCCAACCAAAGACUUUUAAGUGCCUGUAUGUACUGUGUAAAUAAUUAUAGGACUCUUAAAUUCAGUAAAGAAGCAGUUUGCCUGAGCUUCGCCCCUGCACCAUCCUGUAAAUGUUCAGUGUAUUCAGUAUCAACAGAGGACAGUGUUUGACUCAUUUUCGGAUGGGGAAUAUUACCUCCACAACAUUUUAUCCAUUGUCAUAAUUCAUUCUUCUGUACCUUUUGAGGUGUUGAUCAAAGAUCAACUACUUCUGUGACAUUUGAUUUUGUUUUUGAGGUGAUUGAACAUCUUACCGUGUUUACCUUGUCAUUCCUUAUGUGUCUUUAUCAACAUUAUUGUGUCCAUGCCAGAUUCUGCCAUGGCGCUGCUUUUGAUUCCUCUUAAAUGACAUAAAGAUGCUUGAAGCCCUCUCAUGGAGUUUGAUCAGGUUACUGGUCUUAAUCAUGGACAGGUUCCUCUAGAGAUGACACAUCUGUACGUUAUGUUUCUUUAAUCUUUGGACCCUUGACACUUGAUUUGACCCGCCUGCAGGUUUUUCGUUUUUCUGUUUUACUGUGAACAUACUUGUCACAAAGAGAUGACUAAGCAGAAGCUUUGUUAAAGGAAUGGCUUGCAAAAAAAAAAAAAAAAAAACAUUUUUUGUUCACCCUCAUGUCAUUACAAAACCAUAGGACUUUCUUCUGCAGAACACAGGAGGAGGAAUUUAAAAGGAUGUCCCUUUUGCUGAUUUCCAUACAGUGGUAGUUCAUAGUGACUUACAUUUUAAGCUUUAAAAGUGUCAUAAAAUGUAGAGAAGCUUGUUCACAUGUUCAUGCAAGAACUUGUGUUAUCACGAGAAAUAACGCUCUUUUUGCUUUCGUGAAAUUUAAGAGCGAGCCAUUUUGAAUGAGCUUCUAUCAUGCACUCCAGAAUGUGGAAAGUCAGGAUUUUCACUGCAAAAUAACUUAAAUUUUGCAUUAUCUUAAUCCUUUAGAAGACUUGAAAUAUGACACAUCAGUCCCAUGAACUACUUUUAUGACACUUAUGGGUCCUUUUUUUAAAAAGUGAAUCAACUACCAUUGUACGGAGAUCAGCAAACGGGACGUCAUCCAACAUUCCCGUUUUUUUACUUAUACAUAAGAAAAAAAUACAGGUUUGGAACAAGAUGAAGUGAGUAAAUAAUCACAGAAUUGUUAUAAUUGGGGAGAUAUUCUCAAAUUCAAACUUUUGAAAAACGUUACUUUGGCGGGCUCGGUCCACACAUUCUAUCUACUUCAACCGUAAUUGAAAUGUCUCUUUGAAAACAGAAAACAGAUGAAAGUCCUGAUCUUGGGACAGGGGUUCAAUGGAUUUGUGUUGAUUCAAUGUGCAAGAAAUAUAAAAUAAUGUAACGAUCCACUGCCUUUUUGCUUCACAUCUCAUUUAGAUCCAUGAUCGUUUCUUGACACUGCUCGAAUGUACUUAUAAAAUCUACAGUAAAUUAACAGCAGCGAUGCUGCAUAAUUAAUAUUGCAUAAUCUCUUGUACAUUUAACAUUUGUACUUAAAAAUGGUAAAUCGUUAUUGUAGAUAUUUUAUUUUUUGUAACCUAUUGGUAAAGUUUUGUACCAACAAUUUUAACUUUUUCUUUACCCAUUGCUCAGCCAUCCAUUGUGUUUCUUGCCUUUUUAAUCUCUUGCCAUUUAAAGUUUUUGUUUGCCUAAAUAUCAAAUAAGGCAUCAAUGCCUCUUUGUUUUAAUCUUAGUGCAAUAUCUGACCAGUCAUCUUGCCUUCUCCAAACAUACAGGGUUGUUAUUUUCAUUGUUAAUAGGUUUUCAUUUUCACACAAUGAAACAUAUCGUGCAUGUGUGAUCAUAUCAAAUAGACAUGCAUGGUGUGUGAAAAGAAAUAUUUUGGAUUGUAAAUAUAACAGGAGAGUGUUGCUGAUACCUUUGGUCUGUCAGCCUUUAUUUCAUUCCUCUAUUUGGUUUGCAUAAUUGUAUCUCCUGUCCACAGUCAAAAACCUAGCACAUACAUAGAGUCUUUGUUAAUUAUUCUUCAAAAUGAUACAUGAUCUGGGCUUUUACUUUACAAAGUUUCACUGCAUCAAUCAAAACUUUGUCUUGCUUUGUAGCAGCCAUCUUUAACUGUAAAAGUCAUUGUCCAUUAUUACCACCCCCUUAUUUAUCUUCCUUUAUUACAGCCCAUAAUAAAUGACCAUCCAACCACUAAUGUGCCUUUGCACUAGUCAGCUCAGCUGUCGCCCGUGUACUGUAUAUAGCACCAUUUUUGUGUUUAAAUACCAUUUUCAUUUUCUAGUUGAUCCUGCUGUAUAAAGUUUGAGUUGAAAUAAAUACAUCCUAUUCACAUUUACUUUCUCCCUAUUUCAUGUCUAACCCCAAUUCAGAACUCUAGUAAUGAUUGUAAAAGUCUGGGAUUCAGUUGUGCUGUUCUUUUCGCUAUAGGAAGGAGGGUAUAGAUUUGUUUUACAUGCCAGUGCUUUGUUUACUACAACUGUUUUAAUAGAUUUUGAAGUGAGACACAUGGUGACAUUGGGAAAACUGCCAUGGGAUGAUCGCAAAAUACUUUGAAACCUCUUAGAAAAGCAAUAUUUUGGAUUUGAGUUUGUAUGUACAACUAAUGCAUUUGCAUUUCUUGAAGUUGUUUUCUGUUCUUAGUUCAAUUCUAUGUUCAGACCCAGAGACAUAUGCUCAUGUUUAGUUUCAUUUUGAGAUCCGAUUCAUUCCUGUCUGAUCACUGAAUGAACGUUUCUGCUUCAUAACUGCAGCUAAUAAGAAUAAUUAACGCAGUCAUUAAAGUUGGCCUUUCAGUGCUGCUGGAGGACAAUGGAAAAUGACAUUGAAUUCCAUGGAUGCUGCCUGAUGCUUAGAUCAUAUUGAUCUUUCCCUUCAUCUCUCCUUUGGGCUUGUAGCAUUAGUGAAGUGUAUUUGUUAGUAGUAGAAGGUCUGCUUGUGUGAACUUGCAGCACACCCGCUCACUGGUUCCGUUGUGUUGGCGAGAGAUGUUGCAAGCCCUUUGACUUGUCAUGAUGCAUGAUUGUAAAUGUUCUACCUGCUGACCUGUUUGUAUGAGGACAAUCCCUCUGUUUAUGUUCUGUUUGUAAGAUAUUGUAGGCACAUGCUUUGCUGAAUAAAAUCAGAGAUAACACUGA
Messenger RNA from Myxocyprinus asiaticus (Chinese sucker), 5282 nucleotides. It is a transcript of the gene tmem248, whose product is annotated as transmembrane protein 248. The coding region runs from base 1128 to 2003 and encodes 291 amino acids. NCBI's taxonomy places the organism in Eukaryota, Metazoa, Chordata, Actinopteri, Cypriniformes, Catostomidae. The transcript is spliced from 8 exons. The record is from RefSeq and is a predicted model, not a curated record.